This is a messenger RNA of Echinops telfairi (small Madagascar hedgehog), 2457 nucleotides long. RefSeq names its product zinc finger protein OZF-like. Gene Ontology annotation, biological process: negative regulation of transcription by RNA polymerase II. The record is from RefSeq and is a predicted model, not a curated record. The coding region runs from base 186 to 1823 and encodes 545 amino acids. Gene Ontology annotation, molecular function: RNA polymerase II cis-regulatory region sequence-specific DNA binding; DNA-binding transcription repressor activity, RNA polymerase II-specific. Gene Ontology annotation, cellular component: nucleus. The transcript has 5 exons. Lineage: Eukaryota; Metazoa; Chordata; Mammalia; Afrosoricida; Tenrecidae.
AAAACUUCCAGAAGGUGGAGCUGCCAUGAUAGCUGAGCACGCAAUUUUUCAACUAUUCAGGGAGACCGUUCAGGGACCCACACCUUUAAACGGACGCCGUGGCUGUUGAAGAUGUGGCUGUGGACUUUUCCCAGGAAGAGUGGGCCUUGCUGGAUCGUUCUCAGAGGAAACUCUACAGACACGUGAUGAUGGAAACUUUCAGAAACCUGGCCUCAGUGGUUGCACAAGACCUUGAUAAUGGAGAAAAGAUGUCCACUGAAAAUACAGUAGUACAAUUCCUGAAAAGUGGCUCCUGGUCCUCCUUGGUAGGAGAAACAUGUGAAAUUCAUGUCAGUAAAGAUCCGGGUAACAAGCAGAACACUUGUGAGAGAAGACAUAUUGAACAGAAUGUCCGUGCAAUUAAGAAGGAGAAUCAGUGUGGAGAGACCUGCAGCUGGAUUCCAGAUCUUCACAUGCUCCAAAGAACUUUUAAUGAACCGUGUCCUUCGGUGUCCCUCCUCUGUGGGUCGUCCUCCAUGACACCACCAUCACUACUUAGGCGUCAGGCGAGCUUUCACUCUGAAUGUGACUCCUCUCCGGGCGGAGAACACGGAGAGGACUGCACUUGUCCCCCUCACUCCCGCGGUCCUGUGCGAACGCUGCCUGCAGUGAAGCCUAAGGAAUGUAAGGACUAUGGAAACACCUGUGGCAAAUCCUCGGGGGUCCCUGGACCUUUAAGACGGCACCGAGAAAAGAGGCCUUUCGAUUGUAAGGAAUGUGGCAAAGUGUUUCGUCUUGUUUCCCGCUUGCGCAGGCACAUGAGAAAUCACAGUGGAGAGAAGCCUUAUGAAUGUCAGGUCUGUGGGAAAACAUUUAGUUUUUCUUCAUACCUCAAUAGCCAUAAAAAGAUUCACAGCGGAGUGAGGCCUUACGAAUGUAAGGUCUGUGGGAAAAGAUUUAUUUCAUCCUCCCACCUCCGUAGACACAGAAGAGUUCACAGUGGAGUGAGGCCUUAUGAAUGUAAGGUCUGUGGGAAAACUUUUAGUUGGUCGUCAUGCCUCAAAACACAUGAAAGAAUCCACAGUGGAGAGAGUCCUUAUGAAUGUAAGGUCUGUGGGAAAAGAUUUAUUUGGUUCUCAUCCCUCAAAAAACACAAAAGUAUUCACAGUGGAGAGCUUUUUGAAUGUAAGGUAUGUGGGAAAGAAUUUAUUCAGUCUGCCCACCUCCUUAGACAUGUAAGGGUUCACACUGGAGAGAAGCCUUAUGAAUGUAAGGUGUGUAGGAAAAGAUUCAUUUGGUUCUCCUCCCUCAAAAAACACAAGAGACUUCACAGUGGAGAGAAGCUUUUUGAAUGUAAGGUAUGUGGGAAAGCAUUUAUUCAAUCCUCCCACCUCCUUAGACAUACAAGUGUUCACAAUGAGGAGAAGCCCUAUGAAUGUAAGGUAUGUGGGAAAGCAUUUAAUCAUUCCUCCUACCUCAUUACACAUAUAAGGGUUCACACUGGAGAGAAGCCUUAUGAAUGUAAGGUAUGUGGGAAAGCAUUUAUUCGAUCCUCCCACCUCCUUAGACAUGUAAGGGUUCAUACUGGAGAGAAGCCCUAUGAAUGUAAGGUAUGUGGGAAAACAUUUAAUCAGUCUUCGCAUCUUCUUAUACAUACAAGGGUUCACACUGGAGAGAAGCCUUAUGAAUGUAAGGUAUGUGGGAAAGCAUUUGUUCGAUCCUCUGGCCUCUUUACACAUGCAAGGGUUCACACUGGAGAGAAGCCCUAUAAAUGUAAGGUAUGUGGGAAAGCAUUUAAUCAAUCCUCCCACCUCAGUAAACAUUUAAGGAUACAUAAUGGAUAGAAGACAUUUGAAUGUAAGAAAUAUUUCAAAACCUUUAGUCAUGCCUCAACCCUUAUUCAAAAUAGAACUCAAUAAAGAGGCCUUAUGAAUGUAGGGAGUGUGGCAAAGGUUUUAAUUACUACUCAUCCUCACCAACAUAAGAUAAUUCACUGUGGCAAGAAGCCUGUUGAAUGUCAGGAAUGUGGCAAAGCCUUUGCUUCUUCCUCACAUAGCAUUUCUCACAGUGGAGAGAGGCCUUAUGAAUGUAAGCUAUGUGGGAAACCAUUUACUCGGUCCCUGGGGGGAACCAGCCUCCUUACAACCAAAUGGGUCCGAGGCACAGUUGUGCAAUUGAGGGGUAAAUUAAAGGGAUAGCAGACCAGAUAAAGCAUGCAAAUGCUCACCUUCUCUGUCAUGACUUCCUGAGCCGUGUCCCAGAAGAAAGAGCAUCAUGUAAUCUUAUGACCUUAUAUAAUCUCAGGCACACAGAUCACAGUAAGGACCUACGUUAACAGAAAGGGGUUGUAAAGUAUGCAUAUGCAUAACAGAAGAGGGAAGAGUCGGGUGUAUAUCCAAUAUGAAGGGGAGGCACUAGAGGUAUACAUGUGACAGGAAGCCACACAAGUAACAAGAUGGGUGGGCUCCACAGUCCAGA